This is a messenger RNA of Diaporthe amygdali, 660 nucleotides long. Its product is annotated as 30 kDa heat shock protein. The coding region runs from base 1 to 660 and encodes 219 amino acids. The record is from RefSeq and is a predicted model, not a curated record. Lineage: Eukaryota; Fungi; Ascomycota; Sordariomycetes; Diaporthales; Diaporthaceae. Gene Ontology annotation, biological process: response to hydrogen peroxide; protein complex oligomerization; response to salt stress. The transcript has a single exon.
AUGUCGUUCUUCCCUCGAUCCUACUUCGCUCCUGAGUCCUCCUUCACCCCUCUCUUCCGUCUCCUGGAUGACUAUGACAACUACUCCCGGGAAGUCUCCACUCAGCAAGGACAGGGCAACCGACAGACCAGCCGACGGUCUGCUGCUCUUCCCUCCUUCACCCCUAAGUUCGAUGUCAAGGAACUAGAGAAUAGCUAUGAACUGCACGGCGAACUCCCUGGAAUUGAGAAAGACAACAUCCACAUCGAGUUCACCGACGACUCAACCAUUGUCAUUUCCGGCAAAGUCGAGCGCCACUACACCUCAGGCACCCCGCCCAAUGAGGAUGGCAGUGUCCAGAUGAGCGGCGCCAUCACCGAGGCUGGUGAGAAGGAACACAACAACUCCCACAAGGCCACAGUGGAAGACGAGGAGUCUGAGAAAUCGAAAGAACAGGGCGCCUCUACGGAAGUCGCCAAGACCAGCAAGCAGCAGGAGGUGCAGAAGCCCGCCGAACGGUACUGGGUCUCUGAGCGAUCCGUCGGAUCCUUCCACCGGACCUUCAGCUUCCCCAGUCGGAUCGACCAGGAGCAAGUCACAGCAAACCUCAACAACGGUGUCUUGACCAUUAAUGUGCCCAAGGUCAAGAAGCAGGAGGGCCGCCGCAUUGCAAUCCAGUAA